UAAAUGUCAAAAAUACACCGUUAACCUUUCACUGUUUACGCUCCAAAAAACGCGUUUUUAACCCGAAUUUAGUUUAAAUCUAAUAUUUUUCGAUGGCGGAUGUGUUGGAUAUUAACGAUGCGGUCGAUUUCGACGUGGAGGACGAUGGGGAUCAAUCGGUGAUGCGCUUAAAAGAUAAAGUGACGAAGCGCAAAGGAAGAGGAUUUGGAUCUGGGGCGACUAAAACUAGCGAAAAAAACGAUACGUUCGAUAGCAUUGAUGGGGGGGAAUCGGGAGAUGCACCCGGUCCCCAAAAAUCGGUCGAGGGUUGGAUUUUGUUUAUAACAUCGGUCCAUGAGGAAGCGUCCGAGGAGGAUUUAACGGAGAAGUUCUCCGAAUACGGACAAAUCAAGAAUAUUAGUUUAAAUUUGGAUCGACGUACUGGGUUUUUGAAAGGCUACGCUUUAGUUGAGUAUGAGAGUUACGAUGAAGCCGAUGCUGCGAGGCAAAGUUUGGAUGGAACGGAUAUUUUGGGACAAACUAUCGGGGUUGAUUGGUGUUUCGUUAAAGGCCCCAAAAAGAGUAAACGCCGUAGUAAGCGACAUUAAAAAAUAAUAAUAAUUAAAUGUAUUAAGAUUUUCUUUUUUAUAAAUAAAUAAUUAAGAAUUAA
Onthophagus taurus is the source of this 649-nucleotide messenger RNA. RefSeq names its product 40S ribosomal protein S12 homolog tsunagi (gene tsu). The record is from RefSeq and is a predicted model, not a curated record. Lineage: Eukaryota; Metazoa; Arthropoda; Insecta; Coleoptera; Scarabaeidae. Gene Ontology annotation, biological process: RNA processing. Gene Ontology annotation, molecular function: mRNA binding. Gene Ontology annotation, cellular component: cytoplasm; nucleus.